Poecile atricapillus (Black-capped chickadee) is the source of this 4088-nucleotide messenger RNA. RefSeq names its product furin, paired basic amino acid cleaving enzyme (gene FURIN). Gene Ontology annotation, biological process: peptide hormone processing. NCBI's taxonomy places the organism in Eukaryota, Metazoa, Chordata, Aves, Passeriformes, Paridae. Gene Ontology annotation, cellular component: Golgi membrane; trans-Golgi network. The transcript has 16 exons. Gene Ontology annotation, molecular function: serine-type endopeptidase activity. The coding region runs from base 460 to 2829 and encodes 789 amino acids. The record is from RefSeq and is a predicted model, not a curated record.
GCAGAGCGGCGGCCGGGCCGGGCCGGGCCGUGCCGGGCCGAGGGAGCCGCGCGGGGCCGGUGGCUCGGCCGUCGGGGCGGGGCCGGGCGGCGCUGACAGCUGCGCGGCGUAAACAAGCGGCCCCGCCGGCCGCCCCGGCCGCCCCUGCUUGGGCCGGGCCCGGCUCCGGGGCGGGCGCUCCGGGCGCCCCGCGGCGUGACGCGGCGCCGCCGACAGACGGGCCCGGCUGCCGACGGGACGGAGCGGAGCGGGCAGGCCGCGCGAUCGUGCUUCUGUCCUGGACAGUCUGUUCCUGUGCUUUUGUGGGCUUGGCCCCAUGUGGGCUUGGGCUGAGCUGGGACCAGCAGGGCAGAGAGGCCAGUGUGCCUCGGAGUGCUGACGCUGGGAGGCUGCUGCUCCCAGGACUCUCCUGCUCCUGGGACCCUCCUGCUCCCCAGCUCGAGGAACCCCGAUACUCUGAUGGAUCUGAGACCCUGCUCGCUGCUGUUGCUCUGGACUCUGGUGGUUGCCCUCACUCUCCUGGACCAGGAGGUGCUGGCCCAGCGUAUUUACACCAACACCUGGGCUGUGCUCGUCCCUGCAGGACCCCAGGAGGCUGACAGGCUGGCCGGGAAGCAUGGAUUCCUCAACUUAGGCCCGAUCUUUGGUGACUAUUACCACUUCCAGCACCGCGGCGUGGUGAAGCGCUCCCUCUCGCCCCACCAGCCCUGGCACAGCCGCUUGGCCAGGGAACCGCAGGUGCAGUGGCUGGAGCAGCAGGUGGCAAAGCGCAGGACCAAGCGAGACGUUUUCAUGGAGCCCACAGACCCGAAGUUCCCGCAGCAGUGGUACCUGUACAACACGAACCAGCGGGACCUGAACGUGCGUCAGGCCUGGGAACAGGGAUACACGGGCAAGGGCAUAGUGGUGUCCAUCCUGGAUGACGGCAUUGAGAAGAACCAUCCUGACCUGGAGGCCAACUAUGACCCAGGGGCAAGUUUUGACGUCAAUGACCAGGACCCAGACCCACAGCCCCGCUACACACAGAUGAAUGACAACAGGCAUGGCACGCGCUGUGCUGGGGAAGUGGCUGCUGUGGCAAACAAUGGGAUCUGUGGUGUUGGCGUGGCGUACAAUGCCAGGAUCGGAGGUGUGCGCAUGCUGGAUGGGGAGGUGACCGAUGCUGUGGAGGCCCAUUCCCUGGGUCUCAACCCCAACCACAUCCACAUCUACAGUGCCAGCUGGGGCCCUGAGGACGAUGGCAAGACUGUGGAUGGCCCGGCCCGGCUGGCAGAGGAGGCUUUCUUCCGUGGGGUCAGCCAGGGCCGAGGCGGGCUGGGCUCCAUCUUCGUCUGGGCAUCAGGGAAUGGGGGCCGUGAGCAUGACAGCUGCAACUGUGACGGUUACACCAACAGCAUCUACACGCUGUCCAUCAGCAGCACCACACAGUACGGCAACGUGCCCUGGUACAGCGAGGCCUGCUCCUCCACCCUUGCCACCACCUACAGCAGUGGCAACCAGAAUGAGAAGCAGAUUGUGACGACUGACCUCAGACAGAAGUGCACUGAGCUGCACACCGGGACGUCGGCCUCAGCGCCCCUGGCCGCUGGCAUCAUCGCCCUCGCCCUGGAAGCCAACAAGAACCUGACCUGGCGGGACAUGCAGCACCUGGUGGUGCAGACCUCGAAGCCAGCUCACCUGAAUGCCAAUGACUGGGUCACCAAUGGUGUUGGCCGCAAAGUCAGCCACUCGUAUGGCUACGGCCUGCUGGAUGCUGGGGCCAUGGUGAGCCUGGCCAAGAACUGGACCACGGUGGGACCUCAGAGGAAGUGUGUCAUUGACAUCCUUGCAGAGCCCAGGGACAUUGGGAAGCGUCUCGAAGUACGGCGGAAAGUGGAUGCCUGCCUGGGGAAAGCCAACUACAUCAGCCGGCUGGAGCAUGCGCAGGCCAGGCUGACGCUGUCCUACAACCGGCGGGGGGACCUGGCCAUCCACCUGGUCAGCCCCAUGGGCACCCGCUCCACCCUCCUGGCUGCCAGGCCCCACGACUUCUCAGCUGAUGGCUUCAAUGAUUGGGCCUUCAUGACAACGCACUCAUGGGAUGAGGACCCCUCCGGGGAGUGGGUGCUGGAGAUUGAGAACACCAGUGAUGCCAAGAACUACGGCACGCUUACCAAGUUCACGCUUGUGCUGUAUGGGACGGCCACCGACUCCCCCAGCCUCUCCAACCAGCUGGAGAGCAGCGGCUGCAAGACCCUGACCCCCAGCCAGACCUGUGUGGUCUGUGAGGAGGGGUACUACCUGCACCAGAAGAGCUGUCUGAAGCGCUGCCCUCCCGGCUUCGCACCCGGUGUCCAGAGCACACACUACAACUUGGAGAACAGCGUGGAGCCCAUUGCACCUCACCUCUGCCUGCCCUGCCACCCCUCCUGUGCCACCUGUGCAGGACCUGGCCCCAACCAGUGCCUCACCUGUCCUGCGCACUCCCACUUCAGCAGCCUAGACCUCUCCUGUUCCCACCAGACACAGAGCAGCCGUGCGUCCCCUGCCCUGGCAGAUGGGGAGGAACCAGCUGAGGCCCCCCCUCCAGUCAACUUGCCUGUCCUCAUCGCCAGCCUCAGCUGCAUCCUCAUCGUCAUCAUCUUUGUCACCAUCUUUUUGGUGCUGCAAGCACGCUCAGGCUUCAGCCUCCGGGGUGUGAAGGUGUAUGCCCUGGACAGUGGGAUCAUCUCCUACAAGGGGCUCCCCUCUGACAUCUGGCAGGAGGAGGGUCCCUCUGAGUCGGACGGUGAGGAUUAUGAGGCCCACAGCGAGAGGACUGCCUUCAUCAGAGACCAAAGUGCCCUUUGAUGAGCCCUCCUGCCCCUCCCUCCUCCCUGCCCGGCACCGCAGGGCUGGGGCAGGUGAGGCUGAGGGGCCCUGGACUCUGCCCCUGUCCCCUUCCUGCACUGCAGCAGCCCACGGCUCCCAUCCACUGGCACCGUCCCUCAGCCCCAGUCUGGGCGGCCAGGCAUGGUCCUGCAGGCACCAUCCCCAGCACAGCACCGUCCCAGUCUUGCACCAUCUCUCCUGGCCCUGCGUCCAUCCCGUGCCCCUUGCGUGGGCGUUUGGUGGCAGUGGGGUCCCUGAUGCUUCCUGGCCUGCCUGGCCAGCAGUGUCUCCCACGCUGGGUCUGUGGCUGCUGCUUGGGGUCCUGUGAGUUCUCCAGGGUGGGCAGCGUGUGAAGUCCUUGGGUUGCCAUGGUUCAAGGUGGGCUGGCUGGGGCAGGGGUGGCUCUGCCCCCAGGGCUGAGCCCAGCUCUGCCACAGCAUCCCCCUGCCCCUCCCACCCUCGGCCUCUGCCGAGCUGCAUCCCAGGCUCAGUUUGUUGUGUCCCAGCUCCCUGCCACCUCCCCUGGGCCUGUCUGCUUCCACUCGUGCCCUUCAACAGCAAUAACGGCCAGGCCUCAGCUGUUGCUGCUGCCCACUGCCUGCCCAUCCCACCGCCGCUGCCUGCAGCGGGUAGGGGCCCUGGCACCGGGGAGCAUCAGGCUGAGCACCGCCUGACCCUGUGCCCAUGGCACAGCCCACAGCCCGGGCAGGGACCCCUCACACAGUCCCUGCUUUGGGGGGCUGCCUUGGGCCCCUUGUGUUCUGCCCCUGGGCAGGGCUGUAGGUGCUGCUGGCUGGGACUGUCAGGUAGCGCCAGUGCCAGCACUGCCCCAGCUCUGCCUGUGUCCUGCCUGUGCUGGGCAGUGCCCAGCAUUCCUGCAGCCCUAGCCCCCUGACGUGCCUUGCCCCCACUUGGUGACAAUCUGUUCUGCUCCCUGCUGGAGCCCUUCCCCUUGCUGCCCCUUCCCUGUGGGCUGGGGGCCAGUGCCACGAGCCCCUCUGCCGUCCGCCGCCACACACCGGGGCCAUGGUGUAGGCUCCCACCUGCGCCAGCCAUGGACGGAGCCACUGACCAGGGGCCACAGGACUAUUUUUCUAUAACAACAUUUUGGUGCACAGUAAUUUUUUCUUGUAAUUUAAUCAGCCGGGAGCUGCCUCCUGAGCCUGUUUUUAAUUUAAUGGAUGUGGAUAUAACGCUAGAGAGACUGAGUUAUUAAAUGUUCAGAACUAUGCAAACCA